AUGACUGUCGGAUUAAUUAUAUCUACCAUAUUUAUCAAACUCAUACCAUCAGAUCCCUUGAGCAUUCCAUUAUCGCAAUGUCGAGUAUCUUCUGCAACAAGUGUGCACUUUUUGAAUAAUGAACGCACACCGGAAUUGAUGAUUGAGAUAAUAGAAAAGGUUACCAAGGAAACCCGAAAGAAGCGUAAGAGUAAUAACAGACCCAGUGUUAUGCUUGGAGAGACUGAAGUAAACUUUGAAAUACGUGAUACGAAAUUGGAUCAAAGUAAGAAUACAAAGAAGGGAAUAAAAUUGCAAUGUGACUUAUGCGAAAAAGUAUAUUUUAAUAAAAAUAAGCUUGCAUCGCACAUAAAACAGCACGCCUACAAAUGCAUGACGUGCGCGAAAACCUUUGCCCUAAAACGGGACCUUAAACUUCAUAUGGAGGAAAUUCACGGGCCACAAAUGCACGAGUGCAGCGUAUGUGAAUACAAGAGUAAUAAAAAGUGGACACUGAGGGAUCAUUUCGUCAGAAAACACACAGACAACUAUCAGUUCUCAUGUAAAUUUUGUAGUAAACUAUUUAAAAUACAAAAUAAUCUAAAACAACACAUUAACCAGAUGCACAGCGGCAAUCCACCUAUUGUCUGUGAAGUUUGCGGUCAUGAAAGUAAGAAUUUACACGCUUUGAAGUCUCACAUAAAGUAUAUUCACGAGAAGCCAGAGCAUGUUUGUAAAAUUUGUAAACGGCGGCUUGUCUCCCAAAAAGGGCUUGAGCAGCACCUUCACUGGCACGAAACCAAGGAGAGAGUUGUAUGUGAACAAUGUGGAAAAAUGUUUCACAUCCCGUACGAUUUGGAAGUCCAUAUGCGAUCGCACACCGGUAUUAAACCUUACUCCUGCACCGUAUGCGCUCAGUCAUUUGCUCGCAGGAAUACUCUCAGACAACAUCUGCUCAUUCACACUGGAAAACGGCCCUACGUAUGUGACAUAUGCGGCAAGACAUUCACCCAGAAACCCGGGCUAACCAGUCAUAGAAAAUCACAUCCUGGUUCUCAUCCGCCACUACCCAGAGUUUAUAUUGAUAGCAUUCUCCAGGGUUUAUCUAGGGAUACAAAAGAUCAUCCAAAAGAGGUCCAAGAUUGA
Molecule: messenger RNA, 1125 nt
Organism: Neodiprion fabricii
Lineage: Eukaryota; Metazoa; Arthropoda; Insecta; Hymenoptera; Diprionidae
Product: zinc finger protein OZF-like
Exons: 2
Coding region: 1-1125 (374 amino acids)
Cellular component (GO): nucleus
Source: RefSeq, a predicted model, not a curated record